Thelazia callipaeda (thelaziosis nematode) is the source of this 306-nucleotide messenger RNA. Lineage: Eukaryota; Metazoa; Nematoda; Chromadorea; Rhabditida; Thelaziidae. The record is from the annotation of a GenBank genome assembly.
AUGUACAAAAUCAAAAAAAUAGAGCGACAGGGUAAUGCAUCGCUUAAAGUGAUUGAGGAGACACGGUCGUUGCCUUCCGCAUUCACCACAACCAUUGGCGGUGAAUCAGGAAGGAAUUGUACCUCAAGUACUCAUGGACGAGGCUUCUGCCUCCUUCUUGACACUUUGAUGAGGAGAUGGUGUUAUGUGAGUCGAUUUAAGGAUCCACCAUUCUUUUUCCAUGGCAGUGAAGAUUGGUGGUGUGAUUUAUACGAUCUACGUGAGUUGGUUACCCGCAUGAACACUAGUGCUUGGUUACCCGCAUGA